AUGUCUACUCGUAACCCCACCCAUGGCACAAAGGUCACCGACCCGAAUGCACCACAGAUUCACGAAGGAGCAGGCGCCGUUGCUUCCGACUCCCUGGCAGCAGAGUCGACUCGAGCAGGCGGUGGGUUCGCCGAGAAUCGUAACAGCGAGCCCUUAGGAGUCUCUGGAUCAAACUCCACAUUUGCAAACGAAAACAUCUCGGGGCCCAGACGCCUAGACCCUGCUCUUGACGCUGAAGCACGCAUGGCCGAAGAGGACUGGGCGGAGGAGAAGAAACUGGGUGCUACUGCUUCAUCAUACCCCGAUUCUACUGGGGGCCAGCGUGGCUCUUCUGGAAGCAGUGGAGAAGACUCGAGCAGUGCUGGGAUCGCGCCGUCGUACGUGAACAGCCAGUACCACGACACUGCCGGUCCUAAGGGAAGAAACUUGCACGAAGGUGGUUUUGAGAGCCGAGACGCGAACAACGCCAGCUUCAACUCGGAGAUUGGGUCUAAGAACGACCCGAGUAGAUUGGCUGAACAAAAAUUCCAAAGACAGAAUGCCGAUUACGAUGGGGAUGCUGCCUUUCCUAAACAGAAGGGAGAGCUGGAGGACAAUGCCUAUGAAACUCUGAAACGGGAUGCUUCUGCAUGA
Cadophora gregata is the source of this 633-nucleotide messenger RNA. RefSeq lists its product as uncharacterized. The transcript has 2 exons. Bases 1 to 633 code for a protein of 210 amino acids. The record is from RefSeq and is a predicted model, not a curated record. Lineage: Eukaryota; Fungi; Ascomycota; Leotiomycetes; Helotiales; Ploettnerulaceae.